Molecule: messenger RNA, 1179 nt
Organism: Cylindrotheca closterium
Lineage: Eukaryota; Bacillariophyta; Bacillariophyceae; Bacillariales; Bacillariaceae
Source: the annotation of a GenBank genome assembly
AUGGACGAGGAAAGCCAACCUGCAUUUCACCCAAGCAGUCGGGACGCAAACGACCGGCGUGUUGGCUCCCGCCGCAAUGUAGUAUAUGAACAGAGAACAGCAAGCAUCCGAAUGGAUAGUCACCCGAAUGCAGAAGACAUUGAUCCAAGAAAAAUGGUGAUGCUCCCAGCACUGGCGGAGGACUAUUAUUCAGCUGAGCUCGAAGUAUUUGGUUGGGAUGGCGUCUUGAAAACAGUCCUGAGUGGAACUCGAGACAGGCAGUCAGCUCUCAAAAAGCUUCGGGAACACGAAACAACAAUUGUCAGAGAGCUCUACACAUACAUUUCGAACCAGUAUGCUCGCAAUGUUAAGCUCACGAUUCCAGCUGCGCUCGUUGGACAAUCUGUGUGGUUUACUCGCAUGCGUUUCAAUCAUGGUCGGCUUGGGGAUAAGUGGCGACGUCGAGACUUGCUUGAAGAUACGAGCGGCACUUCCAAAGGUUUUGAUGAUGGUUUUGUUUCCUUUUCUCGUUGUGGUCAUGUUGACUUUCCUCCACCAGCAAAUCGAAAUGUCAAUAUGCUUCCAUUCAUCUUUGGUAAUAAGGAAUCACUACUAGACGAUCUUGAGUGCUACCAUUCGCUGAUUGAACAGUGCCCAUACAUGAGUGAGGAGAUUGGAAAAGUUGGGUACUUGACUGUACAUGAAAGCUAUGUCGAUGCAACCAAGGCACAGCGUCGAGAAGGAUUGCAUAUUGAGUCCCCAGGUGUAUUCCAAGAUGCCCCAGAUAAGGCAUCAUUUGAGCCAGCUGUUGAACACCCGUGGGGAGCCGGUAUGUUCUACGGUCCUGACCGAUACGAAGGAGGCAUUUUUAUGGCUUCCAGCGUAAGCAACACUAGCGAAGUUUGGGACGCGCUUGUGAACAAGAACUGCCCAGGGAUUGUUGACAAACAUGGAGGCUGUGAACAUUUGCGACCCAUUAUCGGCAAGGGAACAAAGCUACGAGGUGGGGAGCUCAUUUGGAUGACCGAUUGUACCCCUCAUGAAGCACUUCCUCAAGAAACAUCCGGCUAUCGUCAGUUUUUUCGUGUGGUCUCAUCAAAUGUUUCCCACUGGUAUGAGGAUCACUCCACGCUAAACCCAAAGGUUGAUCUACCAGCUCGGGUGAAGGUUGUCGAAGGAAACAAGUUUGAACGUAUGUGA